Messenger RNA from Archocentrus centrarchus (flier cichlid), 3064 nucleotides. RefSeq names its product E3 ubiquitin-protein ligase TRIM21-like. Gene Ontology annotation, molecular function: zinc ion binding; protein binding. Bases 1302 to 2954 code for a protein of 550 amino acids. The record is from RefSeq and is a predicted model, not a curated record. The transcript is spliced from 2 exons. NCBI's taxonomy places the organism in Eukaryota, Metazoa, Chordata, Actinopteri, Cichliformes, Cichlidae.
UAGCGAUGUUUGGCCUCUUUCACCGCUCUGCGGACGUUGUAUGAUGCAACCUUGUAGUCCUCCAUGUUCCCAGAGGCAAGGCCGGAGUUGUAGGCCUUCAGUUUCUAGCUUCAAACCCAUGAUCUUUUGUCUGUAUAAUAACAAUAACUUUUUAUUUUAUUUAUUUAUUUUUUUAAAUUUAUGAGCAGAAACAACUGUGUGAAACUGAGUGUUUAGAGCAGUCUGAGCUUUUGGCUCACAGGGAUUACUUUUACAUACACUGAGCUCAUUCUUUGAACCUUUGGUCGUGUUUAACAUGAACAUCCACCACUGGAACAGGAACAUUACCAUAAAGCUUAGAGUAGAAGCGCAAGAAAAUUUAAGCGGCAACUGAUCUGCGGCUCAGAAUUGACGGCUCACUUGACCGCAGUACUUUGACUGCACAGCGUUUCCUGCCGUGUGACGCAGUGAUACACUCACCUGUGCAGGUCUCCCUCUGCAUCUUCUCCCUAUCUGUCCCACCAAUCCGCGCUUUUCCCCGCACAUCGCAGGCGAAGAAAAGAAACACGGUUUACCUCGGAUGUCAGCGAUCAGGUCCUCUGCCUGCACAAUAAUGUUAACCUGUCACUGUAAAAAGUGCUGACUGAUACUUUUGACUUCUGAUCAAUGUGUCAUUGGCAAUGGGGGAAAACGGGUUAACGCACAGGUCUUGAGCUGCCGGCAUCUAUUGCAGUGCAUUGUGGGGUUUGUAGUAUAAGCGAUGGGAGGGCUAUUAAUAACAGCCACAUGAAAUUAUUUCCUUAUAGGGGCCUUUAGUUUGACACGUGCUGUAAGUGAUGCUCUGACAGCCUGAAGGACGAUCCAAACUAAUAACUCUGUGAUUCAUUUAAUCUGUUACUCUGUCAAACUUUAAUAAUCUUCCCUGCUGCUUCUUCGCUCCUCCUGCUCUCCACCUGUGUGGGCGUGGUCUUCAGAGCGUCCUUCAGGUGCGGCUGCUCCUCCUCUUGUCUGCUUUUCAACCAGGACGCUCUGUGCAAGCGUUUAGCCAUUAAGAUUUUGCCUUUUUCCAUUUUCCAAAAAGAUAAAAUAGGUGAUGAUUGAACGGAAGCACUGAUCAGGUUUACUGAGAAACAUUCAGUGCUGAGCCACCGCCUCUCAGAGGCGGAGCAACACCUGAAAAGCGAGUUUCAGCGUCAGAGUCCAGAAGUGAAACUGAAAGUGAGAGCUGCAAACUGUGUUUGUCUUCAAAGGAGCAUCAAACUGAGCUCAUCCAGCCUUUCUCAACAGCACAGCAGAGCUUCUGUCCAACACUGAGUGCAGACAUGUCUGCUGCCAGCUGUCUUCUAUCUGAAGAUCAGUUUAUGUGCUCCAUCUGUCUGGAUGUGUUCACUGAUCCAGUCACCACACCAUGUGGACACAACUUCUGCAAAACAUGCAUCACUCAGUACUGGGACGAUAAAUUUCCAUACAGGUGUCCUCUGUGUAAGAAGGAGUUCUACACCAGACCUGAGCUGCACAUCAACACUUUCAUCUCUGAGAUGGUUGCUCAGUUCAGACGUGAAGCUCAGCAGAAAGCCAGCAGCAGCAGCUCAGAGCAACAAGCUGCCAAACCAGGAGAAGUUCCCUGUGACGUCUGCACUGGAACCAAACUGAAGGCCCUGAAGUCCUGCCUGGUGUGUCUGACCUCCUACUGUCACACUCACCUGGAGCCUCAUCUGACAAUGAAAGGUCUGAAAAGACAUCAGCUGACUGAUCCUGAGGAGAACCUGGAAGGCAGGAUGUGUAUGAAGCACGAUAAACCUCUGGAGCUGUUCUGUAAGACCGACCAGACAUGUGUCUGUGUGCUCUGCUCUGUUGUAGACCACAAGACUCAUGAGUUUGUUCCUCUGAGAGAAGAAUAUGAAGGAAAGAAGGCAGAACUGGGGAAGACUGAGGCUGAAAUUCAACAGAUGAUCCAGAAGAGACGACUGAAGAUUGAGGAGAUCAAAGAGUCGGUGAAGAUGAGUAAAGAUGCUGCAGACAGAGAGAAAGCAGAAGGUGUUCAGGUCUUCACUGCUCUGAAGAAGUCUGUUGACAGAGGCCUGAACGAGCUCAUAAAGCAGAUCAAAGACAAACAGGAAACAACAAAGAAACAGGCUGAAGGUUUCAUCAAAGAUCUGGAACAGGAAAUCUCUGAGCUGAUGAAGAGAAGCUCUGAGGUGGAGCAGCUCUCACGCUCUAAAGACCACCUCCACCUCCUCCAGAGCUUCUCAUCUCUGAAAGAUGCUCCACCCACCAAGGACUGGACAGAGGUCAGUAUCCACCCACCAUCAUAUGAGGGGACUGUGGUGAGAGCUGUGAUGAGAGCUGUGGAUCAGCUGAAGGAGACACUCAGGAAAGACAUGAAGAAGCUGUUUGAGGCUGAUCUGAAGAGGGUCCAGCAGUAUGCAGUGGAUGUGACUCUUGAUCCUGAUACAGCAAAUCCUUAUCUCAUCCUGUCUGAUGAUGGAAAACAAGUUCACUUUGGUGAUGAGAAGAAGAAUCUUCCAGACAACCCAGAGAGAUUUUCUGAACAUGCUCUUGUUUUAGGAAAUCAGAGUUUCUUUUCAGGCAGAUUUUACUUUGAGGUUCAGGUUAAAGAAAAGACCGGCUGGGCUUUAGGAGUUGUCGGAGAGUCAGUCAACAGGAAGGAGGUCAUCACAGGGAGUACUGAGAAUGGUUACUGGACUGUAGUGGUAUAUGAAAAUAUUUGUGAAGCUUCUGAUGAUCCUCCAGUCCGUCUCUCUCUUCAGUCUGAUCCUGAGAAGGUGGGGGUGUUUGUGGAUUAUGAGGAGGGUCUGGUCUCCUUUUAUGAUGUAGGUGAUGCAGCUCUUAUCUACUCCUUUACUGGCUGCUCCUUCACUGAGAAACUCCACCCAUUCUUCUGUCCUGGAGUUAAUGAUGGUGGUAAAAACGCUGCACCUCUGAUCAUCUGUCCUAUCAAUCAAUCAGUCUGAUCUGUUUCCAUGGUGAAAUUGGAUUAAUUACAGAUUAAUCUCAACAUUUUUUUUUUUUUUUUUUUAGCCUGUCAUGUCUGGCAUCUUUCACAAUCGGAAUGAUGAUCCGA